Molecule: messenger RNA, 231 nt
Organism: Letharia lupina
Lineage: Eukaryota; Fungi; Ascomycota; Lecanoromycetes; Lecanorales; Parmeliaceae
Exons: 2
Coding region: 1-231 (76 amino acids)
Source: RefSeq, a predicted model, not a curated record
AUGGCACUGAAUCCAGCAUCUUAUAAUGCAGCCGGUGUGAGCACAGGUCCAGCGAGUGAACCCCCACCCCCUACGUCCUCCGAAACCACUGCCGCUUUACUUGAUGCUUCUGAAAACGAUCCUAUGGGGCAGCAUGAGGGUGGGCAAGAUAAGCAAGGUGAAGGUGCUUUAGAGAAGCUGGAGGAGGAAAAGAAGAAGGACAAAGAGUACGAAGGCGGUGGGAAGGAUUGA